This is a messenger RNA of Panicum virgatum (switchgrass), 1236 nucleotides long. RefSeq lists its product as uncharacterized. Lineage: Eukaryota; Viridiplantae; Streptophyta; Magnoliopsida; Poales; Poaceae. The record is from RefSeq and is a predicted model, not a curated record. Bases 1 to 1236 code for a protein of 411 amino acids. The transcript has a single exon.
AUGGAUUUCUAUGCUGACUUAAAUGUUGAGAUAAAGCAAAGCAAGAAUACAACUGUUUCAGUGAGUUUUUGGGACAAGGUUGCAUAUGAGUAUAGAAACAUUGAUUAUGAUUCCUCAUUACUUGCUGCAAUAGAACAUCAUUGGGACAUUAGAAGGCUUCCUGUGGUAGUUUCAGUCAUUAACCAGCCAAGUCAUGUUAGCAAUUUAUGUACUGAAGUUGCUACUGUUGAUGUGAAAUCAAGUCAGUUGUUGAUAUGUAGCACUGAAAUUAAGUCAGAUCUUGUUAGCAAUGAUCUAGAUUCUCAUACCAAUGAUCCUAUUAAUCCUGCUGUUGAUGCACCCAUUGAUCCUGAUUCUUGUACCAAUGAUCCUUGGGGUGAAAAUAAUGAAAUAGAGUAUGUUGGCGUAGAUGAUGAGCCUAUUGAGCCUGCUGGACCUGCUUCUAACAUUGGGUUUGAUUAUAUUCCUGACACUGAUGAAGAAGAUAAUGAUGACUGUGCUAUUGAUGAUGAGGAAGGAAGUGAUGUGGUUGAGCAUGUAACUGACUUAGAAAACUCCAAGAUUGUUGUUGGUGUGACAUUUGAAGAUAGAGACACUUUCAUGAGAGCUAUUAGAAAGUAUGCUAUUCUGAAUGAGGUUGAAAUUAUAGCUCGUUAUAAUGAAGCAAAGAGGUAUAGAGCUCGUUGUAAAGGCAAGAAGUGCAAGUGGAGAAUACAUGCAUCACAACUGCAGGAUGAAAGGACAUGGCAGAUUAAGAAGAUGCCCAACAAGCACUUUUGCAAGAGCACAAGUAAAGUAGACAAAAAUUGCAUGGCUAAUCAAUUCUGGAUUAGAGAUAGAGUAAUCCAAUGGUUGAUGCAAGAUCCCACAAUUGGAGCUUCUGCUUUGAAGAACAAGUUGGAGGAGAAGUACUUGAUCAAGUUGUCCUACUGGAUUGUGUACAAUGGCAGGGGGUUAGCACUUGAUGAGAUCUUGGGCAAAUGGGAGGACAGUUUUGACUAUGUUUUUGCAUUCAAGGCAGAGAUAGAGAGAAAGGCUCCUGGCAGCAUAGUAGAGAUAGAUUAUGAAAAGGUUGGGUCCAAGAUGAGAUUUAGCAGGAUGUUUAUUGCUUUGAGGCCAUGUAUUGAUGGAUUCAAAAAUGGAUGCAGACCAUAUUUGGGCAUUGACUCCACUGCUCUUACUGGAAGGUGGAAGGGGCAGUUAGCUGCAGCUAUAGGCAUUGAUGGACAUAACUGA